CGCGCCGUCGCCCAUGGACAGGAGACUCACUUCCACGCCCAUCUCGCUGCGCUCGCGCGGCACCUCGACUUGUGCGAUCGACUGGUCGAGAGAGGGGAGGAGGUCGAUCAGGAGAUAACAAGGAUGAUGGAAGAGUGGAAACGCGUCGAGGAUGGAGGCGAGAGUAUGAAGGAGGAGUGCGAGAGGUUGCUGGAGGAACGGUUUAGUCUGUUAGAUGCGCUCCUCGAGCUGCAAGACGCGCUCGGCGCUCGGCUCGACUAUUUCGCCGAGCUCGAGCACACGCCCCGCAUGCUCAACCAUCCGGGCGAGGCUCUCGUCCUUCAAACGGACUUUUUGUAUAUGGUCGAGCGUGUCGAUGUGUGCAUAGAGUUUCUGAAGGGUCAUCGCCAUUACAAGGAAGCAGACAUCUACCUUCUCCGUUUUGAGCAGUGCAUGACACGUGCUAUGACACUCGUCAAAAUGUACGCCGUCGGUUCGCUUCGCGCGCUCGCGCAGGACGUCGCGAGGCGACUUAGUGAGAAUGACGUGUCCCCUACCGUCCAGUCUCACCUGCUCUACACACGUUUCGCAACCGUCGCUGCCACCUUGUCUCCGCUCCUCUCUGAGCUCGAGCGCCAUGCCGCGGCACACCCGGCAUCUCUGUCUUCCCUCCUCGAUGAGUGCCAUGCUGCAUACUUCAGCACUCGGAGGAGCUUGUUGGUAGCUAAAAUCGCGGAGGAGGUGAAGGGACUGGAGCCUGGGAGGGCUGAGGUGGUCGAGUUGACACGAGCCGGAUGCAGCUAUCUCAAGCAGCUAUGCACCGACGAAUUCGAACUCCAUAGGUCGUUCGGGCGAGGACCAUCUCUAGACAGCGCAUACCUCGAAACUCUAUGCGACUACCUCUACGAUGAUCUACGCCCACGUAUCCUCCACGAACAACGCAUCUCUGCGCUAUGUGAUGUGUGCACCGUCCUCCAGGCGCUGAUGGUACUCGACGCGCCCGCGCCUGAGAUGAGCACUGGAGUUGAUUCCGACGAGGAAGACGUCUUCUCGACCAACGCCGGAGUCUCCCGUGGCAAUGCAGGCACGCUGCACAUUAGCCGAUUGUUGCAGAUGGUGCUUCAGAAUGCGCAGACACGGCUGUUUUUCAAAGCGCAGGCGGUCAUCCAGAGCGAGAUCAGAUACUAUGUGCCCAAGACAGAGGACCUGGCAUAUCCCGAUAAAAUCGUUGCCGCGCGUACGCCCAUGACGGGGUUGCGGGAGAAAGAGCGCGAGAGCAAUCAAACCUCGCUUGCCAGCCUCGAGCGUCGCGACACGUGGUUCCUGACGCUCGAUACGACGGCACGCGUGCUUGCGCAGCUGCACGACUUUGUUCAGCCUGCAAUCUUCGAUGAUCUCGCGCAAGAAGCCAUUACACUUUGCCGACAUUCGCUUUGCGCUGCCGCUGAGAUGAUAGAGGCCAGAGCCACGGGUGCUGCGCUGGAUGCGCAUCUGCUCACACUUAAACUUGAUGCGUGA
Molecule: messenger RNA, 1497 nt
Organism: Heterobasidion irregulare TC 32-1
Lineage: Eukaryota; Fungi; Basidiomycota; Agaricomycetes; Russulales; Bondarzewiaceae
Exons: 9
Biological process (GO): Golgi organization; intracellular protein transport; intra-Golgi vesicle-mediated transport
Cellular component (GO): cis-Golgi network; membrane; COG complex
Source: RefSeq, a predicted model, not a curated record